Molecule: messenger RNA, 1238 nt
Organism: Zophobas morio
Lineage: Eukaryota; Metazoa; Arthropoda; Insecta; Coleoptera; Tenebrionidae
Product: DNA repair protein RAD51 homolog 1-like
Exons: 4
Coding region: 81-1100 (339 amino acids)
Biological process (GO): reciprocal meiotic recombination; DNA strand invasion; mitotic recombination-dependent replication fork processing
Cellular component (GO): condensed nuclear chromosome
Molecular function (GO): ATP binding; ATP-dependent DNA damage sensor activity; single-stranded DNA binding
Source: RefSeq, a predicted model, not a curated record
GAUAUUUGACAUAUUUGAUUUUAAUAGUUAACCUCUUUGAUGUCUGUUAUUUAUUUUUUUAGGUGUUUUAAAGUAUCUGCAUGAUGAGUUUAAGUUUAGCUUCAACAAAUACCAUUGUAGAAAAUGAUGUUGACGACUGUGGACCUCAACCGUUAUCUAAGUUAGAAGGUAAUGGCAUUACAGCUGGAGAUAUUAAAAAACUCGAAGAAGCAGGCUUCCACACAAUAGAAUCUGUAGCUUUUACUCCAAAGAAAUGUUUAACUACAUUAAAAGGCAUAUCUGAAGCAAAAGUUGACAAAAUCUUAACUGAAGCAGCUAAAUAUGUGCCCAUGGGUUUUACAACAGCUACUGAUUUUCAUCAGAAAAGAUCAGAGAUUAUACAGUUGACUACUGGAUCUAAAGAACUAGACAAGUUAUUAGGAGGUGGUAUUGAAACAGGUUCAAUUACAGAAAUUUUUGGUGAAUUUAGAACAGGAAAGACCCAAAUUUGUCACACAUUGGCAGUAACUUGCCAGCUUCCAAUUGAGAGUGGAGGUGGUGAAGGAAAAUGCCUAUAUAUUGAUACAGAAGGCACUUUCAGACCUGAACGUUUAUUAGCAGUUGCUGAAAGGUAUAAAAUGUCUGGUCAAGAAGUCUUAGACAACGUUGCGUUUGCUCGAGCAUACAAUACUGAUCACCAAACUCAGCUACUCAUUCAAGCAUCAGCGAUGAUGGCGGAAUCUAGAUAUGCCUUAUUAAUUGUAGAUAGCGCAAUGUCUCUGUACCGAACAGACUACUCUGGAAGAGGAGAAUUAUCAGCAAGGCAAAUGCAUCUAGCACGAUUUUUAAGAAUGUUAUUACGUUUGGCUGAUGAAUUUGGAAUCGCAGUUGUUAUAACAAACCAAGUGGUGGCACAAGUUGAUGGUGCAGCUAUGUUCAAUGCCGAUCCAAAGAAACCAAUUGGGGGGAACAUUAUGGCGCACGCAUCCACUACUCGUUUGUAUUUGCGAAAAGGUCGUGGAGAAACUCGGAUGUGUAAAAUUUAUGAUUCUCCUUGCUUACCAGAAUCUGAAGCUAUGUUUGCAAUUCACCCUGAUGGAGUGGGUGAUGCUAAAGAAUAAUUUAGGUUUCUGAUUAAAAAUUAAAGUUUAUUUUUGAUAUUGAUGUAAUUAUAGUUCCAUUUUGUAAGUGUAAUUGAAUAAGUUGUAUAUCAUGUAUUUUUUCUUUCUUCAUUAAAACUUGCAAUUGUUCCAGUAAAA